Pseudovirgaria hyperparasitica is the source of this 1464-nucleotide messenger RNA. Its product is annotated as UMTA methyltransferase family protein. Gene Ontology annotation, molecular function: methyltransferase activity. The record is from RefSeq and is a predicted model, not a curated record. The coding region runs from base 191 to 1123 and encodes 310 amino acids. The transcript is spliced from 10 exons. NCBI's taxonomy places the organism in Eukaryota, Fungi, Ascomycota, Dothideomycetes, Acrospermales, Acrospermaceae.
AUGCACCAUAAUGAUGUUGCCCAGGAUGAAUCCUACUCGUACGACGAAAGCGAUGAGGACGAUCGCGAGACCUUUUUGUCGGGUCGCACGUUAGCAUCUUCGGCAACAGACUACGUGUAUGAGAAUGGCAGGAGGUAUCAUGUAAGUCUAUGUCCCGGGCCCAGACUCUUCGAAUCCACCAUGUAGACACAUGAGCUGGAUAAGUCUACCAUUAUUACUCCCAUGGCGAUCAGUAAACCUAUUCAUAGUCAUCAAGCUGAAACAAAAAGGGAUACGAGAUGGACAGUAUUAUCAACCAAACGAUGAAACAGUUGGCAACGCGGAGGUCGUCCAGCAUCAUCUUUGGCUCCUUACGUUAGAUGACAAGCUAUACACGGCGCCAUUGCAAGAUCCGCAGAGGGUUCUUGACGUUGGUACAGGUACUGGACUGUGGGCUAUUGAUUUUGCGGACCUUCAUCCCUCGGCGGAAGUCAUAGGGACGGACUUGUCGCCCAUACAGAUCUCGAGCGCUCCUCCCAACGUGACUUUCGAGAUUGACGACUGCACCGAUGAAUGGACCUAUCCUGCAGAAAGCUUUGAUUACAUACAUGUGCGCGGCCUGGCCGGGUGUGCCACAUCUUGGAUAAACUUCUAUCAACAAGCACUGAAAGCGCUCAAGCCAGGUGGCUACAUAGAGCAUAUGGAGUACGACGCGAAAGUGUUUUCAUUCACAUCCGGACCGACAGACCCAGAAAACCAUGGAUUUGAUACACUCAUGGACAACUUGAUCGACUGUGGAAAGAAGCAUGGCAGACGUUUCGAUAUUGCUAACGAGCUUGCGAGCAAUAUGCAAGCCGCUGGCUUCGUUGAUAUAAUCGAUAAAGCCCACGUAUGGCCAAUCGGACUAUGGCCUAAGAACGCACGACUCAAGAACAUAGGCCGUUGGAACGUAAGAAAUUGGGAAGACUCUAUGGAAAGUUGGUGCCUCGCAUUAUUUACAAGGGAUCUCGGAUGGACCUACGAGGAAGUCCAGCAGCACAUACGUCAGGUUAAGGCUGCUGUCCACAAUCGGCGGCUGAGGAAUUACCAAGAAGUUCGUGUAAUAUAUGCAAAGAAGCCUGGAGGUAAUCCGAAACCUUCCUGAACCAUCCAUAGCAAAAAUGUUCCUGCAUUACUUGGAGAGAAGACUACAACACGCGAUGAUGACUUGCCCAUAAUUGUGAACUGAGUAGUAGCGAGGAAAGGUGAGUGUAACACAAGCGGAACUAAUUGCGUCCCACGGCUAUGCCUUUGGCAGUACCCAUCGCACUACCACGUGAGACGGACGUGAGCACCACUCGUGUCACCAGUAUCCAUCGAGACUAAAAUUCACUCUACUAUUCUCAUCAGAGCCUCAUGUAAGCUGUGAUUACUGCUAUUCUCAUCAUCUCAUGUUCGUUCCACGUCUCUCGCUAUUAAUGUCAGAUACCGACUAAUUGCUGCGUC